Molecule: messenger RNA, 1274 nt
Organism: Acromyrmex echinatior (Panamanian leafcutter ant)
Lineage: Eukaryota; Metazoa; Arthropoda; Insecta; Hymenoptera; Formicidae
Source: RefSeq, a predicted model, not a curated record
AUGACGAGAAUGGUAUUAGUUGUGAUGUUAAUACUCUUUUCAAUCUCCAGUGUAAACUUCGUCGAUUCCCUGCAGGAGAGCUUAGGAAAAUUUCUGGGGACCUUUGGCGCGAAACAACAAGUGCGGAUACCCGAAUUGCUAAAUCAGUUGUGCAAUCAGUCGCAGGGUUCCAACCUGACGAUACGUGACGCUUGUUACGGUUGCUUCUAUCGUGCCAGUAUCUUACCGCAAGGUUACUCCAUGUUAGUAGCCAUGUCCGCGUGUGCCAACACUUAUCUCAACAACACCAACUAUGGUCAUUGUCAGGCCUAUUUGCAAAACGCGACCAGUAUGCCCGAUGCACGAAGUCCUACGAUAGUAUAUUGCUCAUUCUUAGAAUGCAUUCGUCAAGUCAAUAAGAACAAUUUGGCUAUAGACAUAAGAGGUGUGCCACUGUUGCGAGGAGCAGCAUGGCAAAUUGAGCAGCGGAAUUUUUUUAAAGUCUUGAAAUUUCUACGGAGGGGCGUCUGUAUAAUAAGAGAAACUAUAACUACUACGACUACCAGUCCAGUUAGUCCACCCAUUGAUCCACGCCAGUAAUCUUCAUAUUUUCGAGACGACACAACUUUCUUCUUCGUUGGAAAUGCAUCAAUGAUCUCCGUGAAUUCUGUAAAUUAUCUGUAUUAUAUUAUAUGUAUAUUGUAUAGUUUCUCUCUCUGCACGAUGAAUACUUAACCGGAUUCAAACCACAAAAUCUGACAUGAGAGUGCGACGAGCGCAACGAAUUCCCCACUGAUGAAUACUUUCCGUAGAUCAGGGAAUGCGUUCGCGAAGCUUCAACAGUAUUCCCUAACAUCAACCGUACCUACAUCAAUCUUACGAACACGGAGCUUGUGCAAUUAUUCAUCAACACCACCACCUGCGUGCUGGCGAAAACUCGUUGUUCCUACGUGAAUCCGGUGACCGGUGAGCUCCAGGAUAGUGACAUAGUCAACAAGUUGCAUCUACCUUCACUGAACGCUUUGCUAGUCAACACCGACUACGACAUCAGCAUCGUGCAGCUGCCGUUCCGUUCCGGCAGCGUCGAUGUGUGCACUAAGUAUAGAAACGUCGAGCAAGCGACUUGGCCCAGUGUCGUGUGUUAAUUUACAAACAGAAAUUAUAUCGAGCCAAGAGAGGCAGCCGGUAUCCACGACGCUAAAUGACGCGCGGGAUGAUUUUACCAAGCAACCGUUCCAGAAUGAGAUUACCGUGUGCCGUUGUUCCUAAUAAAGAUUUGUUUCUGUUGGCGCUAA